This is a messenger RNA of Cannabis sativa, 3513 nucleotides long. Its product is annotated as probable inactive leucine-rich repeat receptor-like protein kinase At3g03770. Gene Ontology annotation, molecular function: protein binding; protein kinase activity; ATP binding. The transcript is spliced from 9 exons. Gene Ontology annotation, cellular component: plasma membrane. Gene Ontology annotation, biological process: protein phosphorylation. Bases 854 to 3184 code for a protein of 776 amino acids. Lineage: Eukaryota; Viridiplantae; Streptophyta; Magnoliopsida; Rosales; Cannabaceae. The record is from RefSeq and is a predicted model, not a curated record.
AAAGAGAGAAGAGAAAAGCCAAAGGCUUACAUUAUUACACUCUGUCUAUUAUGGCUAUGCCUCCUAUGCCUCAACUGUAUCAUCUCAUCUCCAGUUGCCAACCAAAAAUCCCACCUUCCUUCUUUACAAUUUCUUCAUUUUUAUAAUAGUUGAGCAAAUCUCAAAAAAAAAAAAAAGUUUUUUUUUUUAAAUAAAAAAGAAUUAGUAAAAUCCAACAUACCAAAACUCAAUCUGUAGGACACCACAUUCUGGUCUUCUUAAAGUUUCCUACCACAGUGGAAUAAAGGGUUCCUUCCAAGAAUCUUUUUUUGCUUUCUGUGUAGCCAUGGCUUCUCUUUUAGACUUACCCAUAAAGCACAAAUUAUAAUAUUAUUCAAUUGAAAGGAAAGGAAAGUAAAGAAUAGAUUUUUGAAGUGUUGUUUUGUAUCAAGUUUGUGUUUUUAUUUUCAAAGUCAUGUUUUUGAGACUUGGGAGAGUGUCUUUUUUGUGAAAUUGAGAUUUUCUUCCUUAUUUUUCUUGUUUUCUGAUCUAAACAAGAGAAGGGUCAUUUGGGUUUUUUAAGAUUUUCUUUUCUGGGUGGGUGACAUUUUCCUUUCCUCACAAGUCACUAUCAUCAUACCCUUUUACUUGUUUUUAUUUAACUAACCAAUCAAGGCCUCAUUUUUAUUUUUCUUUUGAAAAAACCUCUGGAGUUUAAAUUGUUAAAUUUUAUCAGUUUUGGGUGAGUGAGAGAGAAAAAGUGACCUGUAUUGACUGAGUUUCACUGCAACAACUCCUUUUGAGGACUUGUUGUGUAAGUGUGUUUGGAAAGUGUUUGAUAUGAGGCCUCAAUAAAUUCUUCCUCAUUUACUUAAUGGAGAAAAUAGUGAGACAUUCUGUACUUGUUACUGUUAUUACUAUUUUUCUUUUGAUCUGCCAUUCAGAGCAACUACAAUCUUCUCAAACUCAUACCCUUUUAAGAGUUAAGAGACUUCUCAACUACCCAACAAUUUUAAGUGAUUGGAACAACAAAACAGAUUUUUGUAACUAUGAACCAAAUCCAUAUGUUACUGUUGUGUGUUAUGAAGGUACCAUAACUCAGCUCCAUAUGAUUGGUGAAAAGGGAGCACCACUCUUACCUCGAAAUUUUUCGAUAGAUUCCUUCUUUUCAACUCUUGCUAGGCUACCAAAUUUGAAAGUUGUUACCUUUGUUUCACUUGGAUUAUGGGGUCCUUUGUCUGGUACAACAAGUUUAGCAAGUUUGACAUCAUUGGAGAUAGUUAACAUGAGUUCAAAUUUUCUGUAUGGAGGAAUUCCAAGACAGGUUUCAUCUCUAACAAGUCUUAGGACACUCAUACUUGAUAACAACAUGUUAGCUGGUAAGUUACCCGAUUCGCUUACUUCAUUACCUCUUUUGACUGUUUUGAGUUUGAAGAACAAUUCCUUCAAUGGAUCUUUGCCUUCUUCAUUUGCAUACCUUGAAAAUCUUAGGAUUCUUGCUUUGUCACAUAACCAUUUCUAUGGUGAGGUACCCGAUUUUAGUCGUUUGACAAAUCUUCAAGUUCUUGAUUUGGAAGAUAAUGCUUUUGGACCAAAGUUUCCCAAACUUGGAAACAAGUUAGUUACUCUUGUACUCAGCAAGAACAGAUUUAGAUCUGGUCUUCCUGCUGAAGUUAGCUCAUACUAUCAGCUCGGACGAUUGGAUUUGUCAUUGAACUCGUUCGUGGGGCCAUUCCCUUCAGCAUUGCUAGCAUUACCUUCAAUCACUUAUCUAAAUGUUGCAGGAAACAAAUUCACAGGCAUGUUGUUUGGUAACCAAUCUUGUAAUCUUGAUCUUAAAUUUGUGGAUUUGUCCUCAAAUCUUCUCACUGGAAAUGUACCCGAAUGCCUUAAUUCGAAUUCCAAGGACAAGGUUGUGAGGUAUACCAAAAAUUGUUUGUCAACUAGUAAACAAAAUCAGCGCCCGUUGCAGUCUUGUCGAACUGAAGCAUUGGCUGUGGGAAUCUUACCUGAGAAAAGGAAACAAAACCAAACUUCUAAAACAGUUCUUGCCAUAGGCAUUGUUGGAGGCACUUUAGUAGGUCUUGCCAUUGUUUGUAUUAUUUUCUUAAUAUAUAGAAGAGUAAAUUCAAAGGUGCUUAGCAAAUCUCCAACAAGAUCCAUAACAGAAAAUGCAUCAACUGCAACUGGUUACACCUCAAAGUUAAUCUCUGAUGCAAGGUACAUAUCUCAUACAAUGAAGUCAGGAACAUUCGGUCUUCCUGGUUACAGAACCUUUUCGUUGGAAGAGCUUGAGGAGGCUACAAACAACUUUGAUACAUCUGCUUUUAUGGGAAAAGGCUCUAAUGGGCAGAUGUACAGAGGCCUGCUUAAGGAUGGUUCCUAUGUUGCCAUUAGAUGCCUAAAAAUGAAAAGAAGGCAUGGAACUCAAAACUUUAUGCAUCAUAUUGAGCUUAUUUCGAAACUGAGGCAUCGAAAUUUGGUCAGUGCUCUUGGACAUUGCUUUGAAUGUUACUUGGAAGAUUCUAGUGUUAGCAGAAUAUUUCUUAUCUUUGAAUAUGUACCAAAUGGCACAUUGAGAAGCUGGAUUUCGGAGCCACAUUCAAAGCGAUCGCUAAGUUGGAGUCAACGGAUAUCAGUGGCGAUAGGGAUAGCGAAAGGGAUUCAAUUUCUUCACACCUGGAUCGCGCCCGGUGUAUACAGAAACAAUCUUAAAAUAACUGAUAUAUUACUAGAUUACAACUUUGUUGCAAAAAUCAGCAGUUAUAACAUCCCUUUACUAGUCAAUAAUACAGGAAAGAAGGUCAAUUCUAGUGGAUCCAAAGAGAUCAUUAUUAAUACAAGGAUGAAAGAUGAUGAACAGAGUGAUGUUUAUGACUUUGGAGUGAUUUUGGUUGAAAUAAUCAAGGGUAGGCCAGUAAAGUCUGAAAAACAAGUUGAUGCUCUUAGAGAUCAGAUACAAUUGGCUAUUGCAACUGAUAGAGCAGCUCGGCGGAGCAUGGUUGAUCCAGCAGUUAAUAGGACAUGUUUGGAUCAAUCUUUGAAGACGAUGAUGGAAGUUUGUGUGAGAUGUCUACUCCAAAACCCCGAAGAGAGACCUUCGAUCGAAGAUGUGCUGUGGAACUUGCAGUAUGCAGCUCAAGUUCAGGACGCGUGGCGAGGAGGAGAAUCACAGACUAGCAGUGAGGGUACUUCUCCAAUCUGAUCACAACAAUCUCAUUCCUCUUGUCUCUAUCCCUUGGCAACACACAGAUCAAGAUGUUCUAAAAAUGAAGACAAGGAAUAACAGAAUUUAAAAAAAAAACAAAAUUUUCAGUAAUCUCUUCUCUUCUUACCAUUUUUUUUUGCUAGUGCCCACUUUGUAGUUUUUAACUGUAAAUUGUCUUUAAGAAAAAAGAAAAGAAAAAGUCUCAUAAGAAAGGGAAAGCAAUGGAGCCAUAUUGUUGUUGUGAGACAUGAUUGUUCCAUUUUAUACAUUAAAGAUACAAUUUAUUACUAAUUAGUAUGUUUAAUUACAAAUUUGUGUUUUUUUUA